AUAUGAUAUGAUUAUAUAUCUUCCCCAAGCAACUCCUCUAUUUCACACACACCUUCAUCACUCUACUUAGCACACCCCCCCAAUUUCAUCAUCAUUUUAUUACAAAAAUGGAAAAGACUACUUCUAAGAGAAAACAUGUUAGUCUGAUCAAUGAAUUGAUCCAAGGAAAAGAGCUAGCAAAGCAGCUAAGCAACCAUAUAGUUUUAUGUUCCAAUGAAACCAAUGAAUUCUUGAUUGACAAAAUAAUUUCCACCUAUCAGAAAACACUUACUAUGCUCGACCAUUGGCCUAAUUUGGAAGGAGAGAAUAAGACCAUUGAUGAUGGUAACAAUAGGGAUUCUCAUUGUUCUUUUACAAAUGAGAGUCCCAAAAGUGAGGUUAUUAUUAAGAACAAAGCUCUCUUCAAGAAAAGGAAGAGCAUGGACACAUGGAAAGAGCAAGUGAAGUUUUGUACAAACAAAGGAUUGUUUGAAGGGUCUUUGGAUGAUGAAUAUAGCUGGAGAAAAUAUGGUCAAAAGGAUAUUCUUGGAGCUAAGUUUUCAAGAGGAUAUUAUAGAUGCACACAUAGAAAUGGACAAGGGUGCCUAGCAACAAAGCAAGUUCAAAGAUCAGAUGAAGAUCCAACAAUAAUUGAGGUUACUUACAAAGGAAGACACACAUGUUCUCAAUCUAAGCCUUUAAAAAAGGAUUUUCCCUCAAAAUUAAAUAUAAUAGGUUUAGACAAAAAUAAACUCCACAAUGAUAAAAAGAAUCAACUACAACAAACACAAGAAGCUAGUUUCACUUUGAAAGCAGAACUUGAUGUGAAAAGAAUGGACUUAGAAGAAACCAAAGAAGAUAUCUUCCCUUGGUUUUGUUUUUCUUCUCCAUCAAUUGAAUCAGAAAAUGAGACUAUGAGGGAAAGUUUUUGUCAUGGAUUUAUAUCACCAGAAACUUCAGAAGCAAACUUUUUUGGUUUGUCAGAAUAUCAAUUGGGCUGCAUUGGAUUAUGCCAAAAUGUAGUACAAACUUCAGAAUCUGAUAUCACUGAGACAGUUUCAGCCACAACUUCAGUCACCAAUUCACCAAUCCUUGAUUUGGAUAUUUUGUUACAUAGAGGGGAUUUUGACACUGAUUUUCCUUUUAACAUCUCUGAAUAUUUCUCUUCAUAAAAUUCCACAAUUUCUUAGACAGCAAGAAUAGCUUAGUCUGUGUCCAAAUUAAAUAUUAUAUACUUUGUAGAUGAUGUAACUUGUAAGGGUAUAUUUAACAAAAAGUGGAGAAGUUAGAAGUAAUUAUUAGGCAAA
This is a messenger RNA of Trifolium pratense (red clover), 1286 nucleotides long. RefSeq names its product probable WRKY transcription factor 41. The transcript is spliced from 3 exons. Gene Ontology annotation, cellular component: nucleus. Bases 108 to 1151 code for a protein of 347 amino acids. The record is from RefSeq and is a predicted model, not a curated record. Gene Ontology annotation, biological process: regulation of DNA-templated transcription. Lineage: Eukaryota; Viridiplantae; Streptophyta; Magnoliopsida; Fabales; Fabaceae. Gene Ontology annotation, molecular function: DNA-binding transcription factor activity; transcription cis-regulatory region binding.